AAGUUGGGCAGAGAACAUCGGCGUGAGCGUGAGCGGUUUUGGGCGGGCGAAACAGGAACCUCGACUUAUCCAGUCCCGCUCCUUGGUUGCCCAAAAAGGGGCAGGCCAUUUUCACUCCCCAGUCGAUAGAAAAGCUCGGGCGAUGGAUCCGAGCGGCCUCCGAGCCCUAAAUCUUCGGUGCUCUUCCAUCACGUUUCUCUACCCUCCUCGGCCCAUCAUCACUCGCUCCCCUCUCCUCUCCCAUCUCAACCCCAACAGCGCGAGGAGGAGGGGGGAGACUACAGCGAAGCCCUCAAAGAUCCUUCCUUUUCUCCUCGGAGCCUCUUCAUCUUCGACCUCCUCCUCCUCCUCCGCUCGUGCUCUUGAAAGAGGUGAUGCAGAUUACUGUUCCAAUGGCAUCGCUGGAGCUGUGAAAGAUGUUCCAGGCGACAAACUCCUUCAAGUUGUAUUAGUUUCUCCCCAGAUCCCGGGAAAUACAGGAUGCAUUGCCAGAACAUGUGCAGCAUCUGCAGUUGGUUUGCAUCUUGUCGAGCCAUUAGGAUACAAGAUAGACGACACAAAGCUGAAGCGUGCUGGAUUGGAUUAUUGGCCAUAUGUGGUGGUGAAGGUUCACGCAUCGUGGGCUGAUUUCCGAGAUUAUUUUAGGCAACAGGAUGGAGAGAAACGAUUGUUGGCAUUUACGAAGAAGGGCACAAGCAUCCAUUCGGAUUUCUCGUACAAGCGAGGGGACUGGCUAGUAUUUGGGUCAGAGACAAGCGGACUACCCCCAGAAGCCUUGCUUGACUGCAGCAGAGAAGGAAUGGGUGGUGGAACCAUCAAAAUUCCAAUGGUCGACACUUACGUUCGCUGCCUCAAUCUUUCCGUCAGUGUUGGUAUUGCUUUAUAUGAAGCAUCAAGACAGCUCAACUACGAACAUCUUCAGCUUCCAACCGUGACGGGUGCCGAGAGCCAAAGGCUCUUUAUCUCAGAAGAUAUAUUUGGAUGAGCAGAGGGCAGCAUGGGUCUUGUUAUAACGCUGGAGUCAUGGUGGUCAAUACCGUAUCUUGCUUUGCAGCGGAGGAGAUGCCUGAUGAAAGCUAUCCGGCGUUUCCGGAAAGCUGAAGUUCUUACAGCAAUGCAGAGGUGGCGUCAGGAUGUAAUUUUCUGCUGCUCACUGAUAUUUUUUUUUUAUUUGGCUAUGGUAAAUUUUCUUCGUUACUUUAUUUAUCCUAUUCUCUUAUUCUAUGUAGCAAAUUUAUCUUUAGCUACAUGCACUAUUUUAUUGUUCACGGACUGUCCCAGGUAAAGCAUAUCGUUUUAUUCUUUCUUA
Asparagus officinalis (garden asparagus) is the source of this 1309-nucleotide messenger RNA. Its product is annotated as putative tRNA (cytidine(34)-2'-O)-methyltransferase. NCBI's taxonomy places the organism in Eukaryota, Viridiplantae, Streptophyta, Magnoliopsida, Asparagales, Asparagaceae. Gene Ontology annotation, molecular function: RNA methyltransferase activity; RNA binding. Bases 143 to 985 code for a protein of 280 amino acids. The record is from RefSeq and is a predicted model, not a curated record. Gene Ontology annotation, biological process: wobble position cytosine ribose methylation; wobble position uridine ribose methylation. The transcript is spliced from 7 exons.